CAAUCCCGCAUUGUGUUUCAAGAAUACCGCAGCAUACAGUCCAAAACGCUGUAAAAGAAGAAAGAAGAAUACCACAGCCCGCAGAAUUAACUUCAUAACAGGAAAUCUUAACACAAAUAGCCUCAAGUGUAAAGCAUUUUUUGGCUAUCCUUCUAGUUCCUUCAUCUGAAUAAUGUCACAGCACAAAUGUGAACUUAAUUUUCUCUCUCGGUCUGACGGCUCGGCAUUAUAUUCAAUAGGGAACACGGUGGCUCUUGCAUCAGUGAAUGGACCUGGAGAUACAAAGAAAUCCAACCGUCUGUAUAACAGAUCACAUCUAGAUGUCUGUUAUAGUCCAUGUACAGGUCAACCAAUGAUAGGAGAAAGAGCAUUGGAAGCUAUUAUUGCAAGGACUAUAGAACAAGUUGUUCUUGUUCAUUUACACCCAAGAACAGCAAUCAAUGUUACUAUUCAAGAGAUGCAGUCAGAUGGACUUGCUCUCUCAACAAGUGUGAAUGCUGCUUGUAUGGCUCUCAUGGAUGCAGCUAUUCAGAUGAAUAACAUCUUUGCUGCAGUCACAUGCUGUAUUACAGGAGAUGACAUCAUAAAGAUUGAACCCACAGAAGCUGAAAUUAAGGAGAGUGUAGCAGUUGCCACAUUUGUUUUUGAAGGCUUGGGUCUCAAGGUCUUGUCAGCCCAUCAGGAAGGUCGCUUGAAUGAAGAAACAUUCCAGUCUUGCCUUAGUAAGUGUCAGAUUGCAGCAAAAGAUGUCUUCAAUUUCUAUAGACAAACCAUGGAGAAAAAGUACAAGGAUGACAUAUACUAAUAAAAACACAUGAAGUAAUUAUUA
Penaeus indicus is the source of this 829-nucleotide messenger RNA. Its product is annotated as exosome complex component RRP46-like. Gene Ontology annotation, biological process: nuclear mRNA surveillance; rRNA catabolic process; poly(A)-dependent snoRNA 3'-end processing. The coding region runs from base 173 to 805 and encodes 210 amino acids. Lineage: Eukaryota; Metazoa; Arthropoda; Malacostraca; Decapoda; Penaeidae. The record is from RefSeq and is a predicted model, not a curated record. The transcript has 5 exons. Gene Ontology annotation, cellular component: nucleolus; cytoplasmic exosome (RNase complex); nuclear exosome (RNase complex).